This is a messenger RNA of Apaloderma vittatum (bar-tailed trogon), 366 nucleotides long. RefSeq names its product zinc finger protein 768-like. The transcript has a single exon. NCBI's taxonomy places the organism in Eukaryota, Metazoa, Chordata, Aves, Trogoniformes, Trogonidae. Bases 1 to 366 code for a protein of 121 amino acids. The record is from RefSeq and is a predicted model, not a curated record.
AUGAGAAACACCCCACCAGCCACAAGCAAGCAGAUGACCUCUGCCAAGCAGAAGAUCCAUAAAUGGCCAGAGUGGGAGAAGACUUUCUGCUGGAAUAAUAGCGCGAGACACCAUCAGAGAAUCUACGUUUGGAAAAUGACUCUGCAAUGUCCCUAUUGCAAGAAGACCUUCAACAUCAGCAUCUUAGUCUGUCGCCAAAGGACUUGUCAGAGUGAGAGACCCUACAAGUGUCCCAAGUGUGGGAAGUGCUUCAGCUGUGAGUUGAGUCCUUCCAGGUAUCGGUUGACCCACACUGGAGAAAAACAUUUUUCCUGCUCCCAUUGUGGGGAAAGCAUUUUUGAGAAGCAUAAAGUCAUGGUUCACUGA